AUGUCAGUGGAAGUAAACGCAGAACCGAGAAUUGAGGUUUACGAAAUACGAAAAACAAAAGACAACAGAGAUGUCGAUACCCAUUAUUUUGACCCAGACGAACUAAGACAAGAUGAUUACAUUCAAACAUUCACUAACAAGAAAACAAAUUCAAAGUUAAUAAAACAACUAACACAAUUACUAUCAGACGGGCAAAGAAUAAGCGAUGUGUCUCAUUCUAAAACUAAAAAGUAUAAAAUGGAUCUAAAUGAACUGUUGAGUUUCAUCAAAAGCGGUGAUGAUGGGCACACUCUUCGAGAUGAUGAUGGCAGCGAUUUUGAAGAUUACACUAGAAGUAAUCCAAUUGUAUUACUAUCUCUAGGAAGUGACGAAUGUAGAAGACAGAACUGCUCCACCGAGGCUCAGAAGGCCAUACGAUGA
Leptosia nina is the source of this 420-nucleotide messenger RNA. Lineage: Eukaryota; Metazoa; Arthropoda; Insecta; Lepidoptera; Pieridae. The record is from the annotation of a GenBank genome assembly.